AUGGCUGUGUUCCCCCUUAUAUAUAAUUUCCGUAACCUGCCCAUCAAGAGACCUUUCAACUUUUUUCUUCACAGGACAUUUCGAGUGAGUGCACUUGUAGUAACUCCUAGGGCACUCACUGCCCUUAACAACCUUCUGCCCAUAUUUCCUCCAGUUGUAGCCAUCGUCAGAGGGUUUGUCAAUGACGAUAGAUGUAGCUUGAGUUCUCUGUCUAGCCUGAGAACCCUCUGCUGUUUCUGAGACUGACGUCGAAGCUUCUUUUUGUUCUAACAGAGAAGAACCGACGGCAGUGCUAUUGGGCUGUGCCCACGAGGCACCGUCUUGGGUUUCUACUGGCAUCUGCAGAUGGGAAGCAGAAUGUGCUACCUGAGAAGCCUGAGCAGUGACGUGCGCCAGUGCCUCUUGGUGCGAGAUCCCAUAGGGACCCUGCGAGGUAAGAAAUAAAAUUAUGAAGAUAAUCUACGAAUUUUCCCCCGAGUACGGGCAUCCCUUCUUCCACGAUAUGAUGAGAUAAUCUAUUUCCUGAAUUAUCUUUUUUUAAUCUGAUGCUUGCUGCGCAGCUUUAUCUUUAUUUUAGUUAUCUCUGAUCACAUUCCAGCUGCUGGAUAAACAGUUCAUAAAUAGCAUUACUUUUCUAGACAAGAAAAGAAAAAAAAGAAAAAAAAAAGGAAAAAUCUGAAAAGUCAGGACCCACUGGUGGAUUACUUGUAGCAAUGAGCAUGGAUCACGCCAUGCCAAUCCGAUAAUCGGUAUUGAACAACGGAGCUGGUAAGAUUUAAACACUAAAUUCCUUUAGAACAUCACUCCCCUUGCUGGAAAGCUACCUUCAAACUUGGACCACCCACCCACCCACCCAACCUCUUAUGGAAAAUUUACAAUCUGACCCAAGUGGAGAUUAGUCCGUUGGUGUGUAGUGUAGUCCCCAGAUUCCCAUCAAAUAGAUAUAAAUCAUCCACAGGAACCAAAACUCAAACUCAGGCAAGUUCUUGAUCAUAAGUAGAUUAUCAUCUACUCAAAGCAUACUUCUAGCAGGAGGACUAAGUGGUGGAAGUGAAUUAUUUAAACAAGAUGAUGGCACAUGAGUCAGGUUCCUGCCAUUUCAGUUCUCAACUGUCUGGUUGAAAAGUGAACCUUAUGAAUGCCGUAAAGCUCAUAUGAAGCAAUUAAGAAGAGAUCCUCAUUCAAACAAGGCAUAUUUUUUCUUCUCAGUCAGUUCUGUGCACUUUACGAAAAAUAAAAUAAAAAAUGAACUGAAUCUUCUGUCCCCCUGUAUAAACUUCAUGUGGACCCUUCGGAGGAGCGGACCCUGACCUCUCUGAUCGGUUUCGCCCCCCUUCACUUCUAGGAUCUAACUCCUUCAAGAUUGGGAACUCUGAUGCGACUGCGAAAAAUCUGUGUUCUUGGUAGUUUGUCGCUCUGAUUCUCUCUUCCUCCUUGAUCUACUCUCUUGUUUUCUUCUUCUUCUUCUUCUUCUUCUUCUUCUUCUUCUUCUUCUUCUUCUUCUAG
Spirodela intermedia is the source of this 1506-nucleotide messenger RNA. The record is from the annotation of a GenBank genome assembly. NCBI's taxonomy places the organism in Eukaryota, Viridiplantae, Streptophyta, Magnoliopsida, Alismatales, Araceae.